Molecule: messenger RNA, 801 nt
Organism: Eurypyga helias (sunbittern)
Lineage: Eukaryota; Metazoa; Chordata; Aves; Eurypygiformes; Eurypygidae
Product: inter-alpha-trypsin inhibitor heavy chain H3-like
Exons: 6
Biological process (GO): hyaluronan metabolic process
Molecular function (GO): serine-type endopeptidase inhibitor activity
Source: RefSeq, a predicted model, not a curated record
CUCCACAACUAUCUUAUCUAUAUACAGCACACCCCACGUGGUAUACCAGUGCGAUUUGCCUUUACAGUCGAUGGAGAUCCGCACUUCAUUAUAUCGGUGCCACAAAAAGAAGAUGCCAUUUGUUUCAAUAUCAAUGAAAACCCAGGUGCUGUGUUAAACUUAAUAAAUGACCCAGUUACAGGCAUCACAGUCAGAGGAGAGCUCAUUGGUGAUAAGAGAGCAAAUAGCGAUGCAAAGAUCCAAAACACCUAUUUUGGAAAACUUGGCAUUGCCAAUAAGCACCUGGAUUUAAAACUGACAGUAACUCCUGAGAAGAUCACAAUUCAGAACGGCAAUGAAACAACUGGUUUCACCUGGCUUGACUCAGUCACCUUGCAACAAGCAGGUUUAACUUUGAGAAUUAACAAAAACCAAAAUCUGGUGCUCUCAAUGGGCAGCGGUGCCUCAUUUGUUAUUGUUUUGCACCAAGUAUGGAAGAAACACCCUCUCCACCAAGAUUUCCUAGGACUGUACACAUUGGAAAGUGAUGAACUGUCUGAGCAGACCCAUGGAUUGUUAGGACAGUUUUUCCACCCCAUUGACUUCACCAUACUUGAAAUUCAUCCCGGCUCUGAUCCCAAGAAACCAGAUGCCACAAUGAUUGUUAAAAACAAUGAACUGACAGUAACGAGGGGCUGGCAGAAGGAUUACAGAAGCGAUCCUGAGCACGGCGUUGAUAUUCCUUGCUGGUUUGUUCAUAACAAUGGAGCUGGGCUGAUAGAUGGUGUUCAUACGGACUAUACUGUUUCCAGUCUGUUUUAA